GAGUAACCUUUGACGGGAAGAGUCCAAACACACAACUGUGCAUCCCAAAUGGUACCCCGCUCCCUUCAUAGUGCACUACCCAUGACCAGGUCCCUUGGGCACUACCUUGGACCAGGGCUCUUGGGCAUUAGGGUGCCAUUUGGAAUGCAGACACUAACUUUUUCCCACACAGGCUUUUGCCACACCAGUGCUCUGAACAUAGCAAAGGUCAAUUGUAUUUUAUAAACUGUGUGGUUUGUGCCCUGGAUGCUGAUUGUCUCAUAGCUGUGGUAUAUCAGACCGUAUACCACGGGUAUGACAAAACCAGUCAUUUGUUUCCUUGGUAACCAGUUUAUAAUAGCAAUAAGAUCCCUCAGGGGUUUGUGGUAUGUGGCCAAUAUAUCAUGGCCUGUAUCCAGGCACUCCGUGUUGAUUUGUGCAUAAGAACAGCCUUUAGCUGUGGUAUAUUGGCCAAAUACCACACCCCUCUCAUGCCUUAUUACUUAAGUAUACUAUACCAAAGCAAUACUGUUUGUCUGUAGAAAAAACUCUUACUAAGAAAUGUAUUCAUUGGGAGAGUAUAAAAAUGGGGCAGCAGGUAGCCUAGUGGCUAAGAGCAUUGGGGCAGUAACCAAAAGAUCACUGGUUUGAAUGAGCACACAACUGUACAUGAGAUGAGCAUUAAAAAAAGCUUUUUAUUUUUGCGAUCCUGGAAUUUGCCAUAGAAAGGAGUCAUUUUCCUGGCACUAUAACUGUGCAACUUUCUGACAUUUGAAGAACAUUUGACCAUAGCAGGACAGCAGAGCUUUGACUGGACCCCUCUAUCCCAGCACCAGUGUUCUAUACACACAGACACAUCCAUGAAGUAUAGACAUACUGUUGAUAUAGAAAUACAAGAUAAAUAUAGUGAUACAUGUUGUAGAUAUGAUAGAUAUACUGUAGAUAUGGUGUAUAGAUAUAGUGAAACCUAGAUACUGAAGCCAUGUUCGCUCUAUAUGCCACAGCUCUCCUCUGCUUCCUGUCUUCGAGCCAAUCAGCUCCUGCUGCUGCUCUAGGCUGUGAGGACCUCCUUAAGCCCAUGGAUCCACCACAACUAGACCAGCAGCUCUUGGGAAGAUGGGCCCUCGUCGCAGACAGUGUGAGCCACCCCUGGUAUUUCUCAACCAUAUUAGCUCUCAAGGUAGCACCCUAUUCCCUACAUGGCACCCUCUUCCCUGUAUGUAGAGCACUGCUUUUGUCCGUGGUCUAAAUUAAAGCUUUAUGUAGGGAAUAGGGUGCCAUUUUGGAUUAAAUUGCAUUUUACUUGUCAUUCCCCAUUAUUCAUUGUAAUUGUUUUUUGAUUGUUGUGGCUGCUGUAUGAAAACUAAUAAUAACCACAUCUCUUCUCUCACAGAGAUAAGACAGUCACCAUGGAGUUUACAUCUGCUACCAACACCAGAACCGGAACCGGCAUGGCGGCUGGUGCAAGUAGUGUAUAUACCCGACAGCAUCUCCAUUGUCAACGGCAACAGCACCUUCCAGUUAGACAUGAGGGGCUUUUGGAACAUCACUGGGGUCUCCCUGGAGACCUCCUGCCCAGACUGCCUGGUGAUGAGCCAAUCAGCUCCUGCUGCAGCUCUAGCCUGUGAGGACCUCCUUAAGCCCAUGGAUCCACCACGACUAGACCAGCAGCUCUUGAGGAAAUGGGCCCUCGUCGCAGGCAGCUUGAGCCACCCUGCAUCCCUGGAGAGUCUCAAGACCAGAGACGGCAUCGCCAUGGAGUUUUCACCCUCUACCCCCAACACCACCCAGAACUCCAACACCGCCACAACCGUCCACUACACCCAGACUAACCGUUUCGGCAGCCGAUGCGAGUCUCUAACCUACAAUAUCUCACUCAUCAACGACAACAGCACCUUCCAGUUCGACGUGGGGGGCCGAUUCAACCUCACUGGGGUCUUCCUGGAGACCUCCUGCCCAGAUUGUCUGGUGAUGAAGUGGGAGGUGAGCUCCAGGAGGAGGGAGUCCACGGACCUGUACCUGCUGAGGAAGACGGAGGGUGGGAGAGAGGUGGAGGAAGAGGAGAUGGAAGAGUUCAGGAAACAGGUGGAGUGUAUGGGGCUGCCGCCGCCAGUGGUGAUGGAGCCGGGGGAUGCCCUCUGUGGUUCCUAUCAGCUCCCCUGGAAACACUGAGGAGGAGGAGACGAAGACGAAGCUCGAUCAGAGAGUGGGGGCCGUGAGACCGAUGUAGAGACACGUUUUCUGUCGUCUGUUUUGUAAUCCAACAUUUCUGUGUUUACUGUUUGUCGAUGACCUGUAGAAUUUUGGGGGAAAAAGAUGCACGAUUUGUCAUAUUAUUCUGUCUUCUUUGCUUCUUUAACAGAUGUAAUUACGUUCACAGACUGAUUUAAUGUCCCAGAGCUGAAGCUAAUUCACAGAGACAGUGGGAUCCAGCAGGAAUGUUGGGACGUCAUUAGGACUCGAUGCACAAUGGGAAAGAAAAGUAUUUUAUAAUUGGAUUACUUUUGUAUAAUUUGGCAUAACCUCAUUUGUCCAUGCAUUAAAGUGCUCAUACUGUUAAUUCUCAGAUUAAACUGGAUGGAACAGUGAACAA
Molecule: messenger RNA, 2572 nt
Organism: Oncorhynchus nerka (sockeye salmon)
Lineage: Eukaryota; Metazoa; Chordata; Actinopteri; Salmoniformes; Salmonidae
Exons: 4
Coding region: 1336-2151 (271 amino acids)
Source: RefSeq, a predicted model, not a curated record